Molecule: messenger RNA, 1419 nt
Organism: Drosophila willistoni
Lineage: Eukaryota; Metazoa; Arthropoda; Insecta; Diptera; Drosophilidae
Product: arrestin domain-containing protein 3
Exons: 3
Coding region: 37-1305 (422 amino acids)
Biological process (GO): protein transport
Cellular component (GO): cytoplasm
Source: RefSeq, a predicted model, not a curated record
GCAGUCGUUGAGUUAACAUAAACUUUUUGCAGGAAAAUGAACAUAACGUGUGACAUGCAAUUGGACAGACCCAAUGGGGUCUAUGAAGCCGGUCAGACCAUCAAUGGUCAUAUUUACCUUACGCUACCGGAACGUGCUCUAAUUAAAGCCAUUUUAAUGGAGGCCAAUGGUUUUGCAGCCACCGCGUGGCUAAAGCCCCACAAUGAAAAGAAACAAAAGGAAUCUCCGGCACAGAAACCACAAGCUCAAAAGCCACCAUUAACAUUUGAACAUCGUGUGGAUUAUUUUGCCAAAAUGGAUUACUUCGUAGGCUCUGAUGUUUCCUUGCCACAGAUUAUGGAGGCAGGAACCUAUAAUUAUGGUUUCACAGUGCAGUUACCCAAAAAUUGUCCCAGCAGCUUUGAAGGAUCUCAUGGACACAUUCGGUAUAUAAUUAAAGUCCUAAUACACAGCUCUGCCGAUCGUGGAGUGGAUGUGGCUCACACGCGUCAAUUGAAGGUCUUUCAACACAGUUGUCUCAAUCAUGAGAGUGUGGGAACUUGUGAAAUGCAACGCAUUGAGCGUACACCAUGCCUGAAAUUCUGGCAGAAACCAUUGCUACUACAAUUGGAGAUACCACGACGUGGUUAUGCUCCAGGUGCUGGCAUUUCGGUGCAUGUAAAGCUGAAUAAUCCACAGCGCCUUCAACUAACUGAGGUGAUCUAUAAACUGAAUAUGAUUGUGACCUAUGUGGGAUUGCUGCGUGAUAAGCCCAAGCGUAGUGAUCUUAAAAUCGAUAGACAAAACAUAUUGACCAGUAGCCAUCAAUUGACAAAUUUGCCGCGCGAAGAGUUGAUCUUUUUCCAACAUUUGCAUAUGUUGCAAGUGCCACAGACAGCGGCUUCGUUGAAUACCUCAAAUUGUGCCUGUAUCCAAAUCGGCUACGAAGUGGAAGUUACCGUAAAAACUUAUCAGGCCAAUCGUUCCAUACUGGCCCAAAUUCCAGUGAUUAUUGGCAAUGUAUUGCCAGCCUGUAUUAAGGAUAAUUUAAUUGAACCACGUUCGUUAGAACAACCGGAAGGAUCAGCACCAGAAUUGACUCCGGCUCCAGAAACAACUCUGAUGACAGCACCAAAUUUUAGUCAAUCGAUGACUUCUUUGGUCUCGAAUUUUCGUGAAGCUGAGUUCAUGACAGCCACAAAUCUAAAUAAGACCAACAAACAUGCCCUGUCCGGCGAUCAAUUGGACUUUAGGCCACGUUAUUUAUACUACCAAAUGGAUGGAGCUCAACUAACAGAUCCAGAAACAACUUUGAAAACUGAGUAAUUUAUAAUAAAUUUUAAUUUUAUUUAAUACAAAAAUGAGUCAAAACCAAAAAACUUUCAUCACAUCGAAUAUCAAGGAAAACUUUCAUUAAAAUCAAAUAAAAUAUAAAUUAAU